Molecule: messenger RNA, 867 nt
Organism: Trypanosoma cruzi
Lineage: Eukaryota; Euglenozoa; Kinetoplastea; Trypanosomatida; Trypanosomatidae
Exons: 1
Coding region: 1-867 (288 amino acids)
Source: RefSeq, a predicted model, not a curated record
AUGGGGAUGUUUGUGGUGGGUCGCGGGGCAUUGAGGUGGAAGGCGGUGCCACAGUUAUUGACGCACGCUGGCAGAGGAGGCACCACCACCCGCGGCGUCACGGCGUGCGUGCGGGGGAUAUGGUCACUGCCGUUUGUCUACCACGUGAGCGGCGCCGUCGUCACGCAACGUCGACUUCACGCCACGUCGAGUGGCGACGGUGAAUCAACGGAGAAGGGCGCGUCGACAUCGGGGUCGUCUGACGCACCGGCAGCUUCCGCGACGGUGUCGCAUCAGGAGGCGAUGGAAAGAUUGUUGGAGGAGGUUCAAGUUGUGCUAAGCCGCCCCGUGCCGAUCGGCUCACUCUUUCGCGCCCUGUCCCCUACAAGCCGGAAGACGCUGGUAAAGAACAAAGAGCCGCUGGAGCAGUUGCUUAUGCGCUACCCAGAGCAUUUUGCGUUGUAUCAGCAGGGCAAUGUGAAGAAUAAGAUUAUUUACUGCGCUCCGCCACAUUUGGUGCCGCCUACUGCGCGGCGAAUGGUUUUUGAGGAACCUCCCGUGGUUGCGGCGGUCUCCUCGUCAUCGGCCCAAUCCAAAGAUGGGAAGGGAAUUAAUGAAAGAAUCUUGCAGCACGACCCCGUUGCAGAGAGGCAGAAGCGAAUUAACACCGUCCUGCAGUACAUCCCAAAUGAGUGGUCUGCUUUUACAGACCUCAAUAUACCGGAGGAGGUGCGGGUAAAAUGCAUGGGAAAGCCGUCUCUGAGGGCCUUCCAUUACUUUGAGAAGUAUCCGCAGUACUUUGAGGUACGGCAGCAGGGGAUUACAGAUCAUUCGUUUUACGUGCGUCGCUCUUUGGCGCUACAACGAAAGACGGAAAAGCCACCUUGA